AUUUAAUGGCUGAUUCCUUUUGGAUUAUGCUUAAAAUGAAAGUGUCAUCAAACGUGAACGCACCUCAAAGCCACUCAUACAUGGCGCAUCUGAAUGAACUGCAACUCUUCAAGAACCAAGCGUACAAGAGAAAUAAAUUGCAAACUUUUGAAGCAAAAAAAUCAAAAGUUUCAAUAAAAAAAAUAUUGGCACAUCUUGGAAAAGAAUAUUGUGAUAUUUCAUCUCUACACUGUGUACAUUAUUUGACUGACAAUGGAGUGCAGAAAUUUGAAAAAGCAAUUUGGUUUCUUAUACUUGUGGCAACAUCUAUAGGUGCUAUAUUAACUUACUUUGAACUGGCCGAUUUAUAUUACACACAGCGAAUACAGACAACUAUUAUGAAUUCGGUCCAUCCAAUAUUCUACAUCUCAUUUCCAUCAAUUGCCAUUUGCGCCCGUAAUCGCAUUAACUAUGAACGUCUAAGUGCAGCUCGCUCGCUUUUUCUGCCUUCCAAUGUUUCUAAGGAGAGCAUAGAUGUUUUUAACACAUUUUUUGAACAUUUUGAAGAUUUGAGAUUUAAUAAAAUUUCUCAUUUGGCAAGACUCUUCAACAACGCAACCACUGAAAAGCAACUAUCGCUUAUAAAAGAUGUUAAUGUUCUGGAAGUCGUAAACUUUCUCUCUUUUACCUGCGAGGAAUUAUUUUCAGAUAAGUGUUAUUGGCGUCGAAAGUCAUAUAAUUGUUGCGAUUUAUUUACCAUGGAGCGAACCGAAGUUGGAUUUUGUCAAGUUUUUAAUUCCGUGAUUGAUAAAGGUAAAAAGGAAAGAAAGAAAAAUGAUAAAUACUAUCCAUACCAUAAUGCUGAGUCUGGAGAAAGUUCCGGUUUAGAAGUGGAUAUCAUAUUGGAUGAAGCAAAAAUGAGACCAGGCUUCAACGCUACCAAUGGUGUUUAUAUAAUGAUCAAACAACCUGAACAAUGGCACAAUGAUGCGAGAUUCAUAAAUUUCAAUACAUAUACAAAAAUUGCUAUAACAGCACAGCUAACCGAAACGGAAGAAAGAGCUCGAGUUGUUCCAGUAGAGGAGAGAAAAUGUUUCUUUGAAGAUGAAUCUCAUCAUCCCUUGUAUAAGAAAAUACCGGAAUUACUUUAUUGGAGAGGUAAUUGCCGCACACGUUGUCAUCAGGAAUACGUAGUUAAAUAUUGCAAUUGCAGUCUUAGUGUAUUUUUUCCAAAAUCCAAACAAGAUAAUUUCACGGACUGCAGAGCUACGGACUUCAAAUGUAUCUAUACCCACAAUAAUAUAUUUAGCUCAGAGCAUCACGUAUUUGAAAGUGAAUAUAUCGAUGAUGUAAAUACUGAAUCUAUGAUCUGUAAUUGUCUCAAUAGCUGCAAUCAGUUGAUCUUCGACUAUUAUUUUACCAGCGUACCACUGGAAGGAAUCAAUGGCAGUGAUAAAAUUAAAAUGAUUCACCUUGACAUUCACUAUCAAACAGCAAAUAUCAUCAAGUACAGCACACGAAUGCGCUUUACAUUUGUGGAAUUAUUAGCUAGCUUUGGCGGCAUAAUAGGACUUUUUCUUGGAGCCUCAUUGUUAAGUGCCAUAGAGUUGGCUUAUUUCUUGACAAUCGGUGUGUAUGCUCGUCUACGUAAGCAGUAUAAAAAUAAACCACUUCCAGUUACAACAGUGAAGCCUACAUAUUAUCAAAAUGAUUUAAAUCCA
Messenger RNA from Teleopsis dalmanni, 1700 nucleotides. It is a transcript of the gene ppk21, whose product is annotated as pickpocket protein 19. Gene Ontology annotation, biological process: sodium ion transmembrane transport. Gene Ontology annotation, molecular function: ligand-gated sodium channel activity. The annotation marks the transcript as partial. Gene Ontology annotation, cellular component: membrane. The transcript is spliced from 9 exons. Lineage: Eukaryota; Metazoa; Arthropoda; Insecta; Diptera; Diopsidae. The record is from RefSeq and is a predicted model, not a curated record.